Hippocampus comes (tiger tail seahorse) is the source of this 4904-nucleotide messenger RNA. Its product is annotated as hypermethylated in cancer 2 protein-like. Bases 68 to 1813 code for a protein of 581 amino acids. NCBI's taxonomy places the organism in Eukaryota, Metazoa, Chordata, Actinopteri, Syngnathiformes, Syngnathidae. The record is from RefSeq and is a predicted model, not a curated record. Gene Ontology annotation, biological process: regulation of transcription by RNA polymerase II. The transcript has a single exon. Gene Ontology annotation, cellular component: nucleus. Gene Ontology annotation, molecular function: DNA-binding transcription factor activity, RNA polymerase II-specific; protein binding.
UCCAGGUUCAGGUGGCGUUGGUGUAGGAAGAGAGCGAGCGAGACGCAAGGAAAGAAGGAAGGUGGAAAUGGAACUGCCAAAUCAUGCCAAACAACUGCUGCUGCAACUCAACCAACAGAGAGCCAAGGGCUUCCUGUGUGACGUCAUCAUCGUGGUGGAGAAUGCCCUCUUCCGUGCCCACAAGAACAUCCUGGCGGCGAGCAGCAUCUAUUUCAAGUCUUUGGUCCUCCACGAUAACCUCAUUAAUCUUGACACGGAGAUGGUCAACCCCUCCGUGUUCAGGCAAGUGUUGGACUUCAUCUAUACCGGGAAGCUGCUCUCCUCAUCGGACCAGGGCAGCGAGCAGAAUUUCAGUGCCCUCUUAACCGCAGCCAGCUACCUCCAGCUCCACGACCUCGCUGCCCUGUGCAGAAAGAAGCUCAAGCGCAGUGGCGGGAAACCCCUGCCCGGUAAACCUUCCACUCCCGGGCCCCUGAGCCGCUUACGCCUCAACAACCAGCGCCUUUCCUCUUCCACGCCCGCUGGGCCCAACAACCACUAUCAUCCCGCCCCUUCAGACGCCGACCAGCCGCAGCCGGACGAAGGCCUUCGGGACAAGCUCUCCGACGACGAAACGUACAUCGGCAGCUCCGGGAGGAACGGCAGCGGCGGGAACGGAAGCAGCAACGGUAACCUCAGCAGCGGAGGAAGCGCGGGCGAGCCCGAUCUCGGGCUAGACCUGACCAAAAAGAGCCCCCCCUCGGCAGGCGCGGUCACGGACGCCCUGAGCCCCCACAGCAACUCCCAAGAAUCCCCUCAAUCUGCCUCAGUAUCCACAACCAACAGUGCCUCACUGGAUGACUCUUCGACCACCCUCCCCAGCGCCGACGUUUGCAGCUCGGAGCCCGCCGAGCUGAACUGCACAUCGAAAGCCGAGAACGCCCACCAUGACGGGCCCCCGCCCCAGAAGAAAUAUCGUCAGGGCGGGCGCAAGAACGAAUGGCCCAAGAAGGAGGCAUCGGGGCUGAAGUCGGAAGAUCACGACAGGCCUCUCGUGAACGGGGUGAUAGUGGCGCCAAAGGACGGCCGACCCGGCGGGGGCAGCGCCGGCGGCUUCAACUCCGACCAAACCCACCAGUGCAAAGACGAGGACGAGGGAGGAGAAAACGGCCAGGACCACAGCGACGAGAGCGGCCAGAGCGACGGCGAGAGCGCGGGGGGCAGAGGAGGGACGGGCGGGGCGCACCAGAACGCCAACUACGUGUACCGCCAGGAAGGUUUCGAGCCGGCGUUCGGGGACAACCUCUACGUGUGCAUCCCCUGCGGGAAAGGCUUCCCGAGCUCGGAGCAACUCAACGCUCACGUGGAGACGCACACCGAGGACGAGCUGUACAUCAAAGAGGAAGUUGGGACCUACGUCAAAGAGGAAGACGAAGAGGAGGCCGAGGACCUUUCCACCCCCGUCGGGCCCUCCAACUUCGCCACCGAAGCCCGCCCUUUCAAGUGCACUGUUUGCAAUAAGAGCUACAAGGACCCGGCGACGUUGCGACAACACGAGAAGAGCCACUGGCUCACCCGCCCCUUCCCUUGCAACAUCUGCGGCAAAAUGUUCACCCAGCGGGGCACCAUGACGCGCCACAUGCGCAGCCACCUGGGCCUCAAGCCCUUCGCCUGCGAGGAGUGCGGCAUGCGCUUCACCCGCCAGUACCGGCUGACGGAGCACAUGCGCGUGCACUCCGGGGAGAAGCCGUACGAAUGCCAGCUGUGCGGCGGCAAGUUCACUCAACAGCGCAACCUCAUCAGUCACCUGAGAAUGCACACCUCGCCCUCCUAGAAAACGCAUCAAGCCAAAGAACUCUGGGAAUAGAAAAACAAACAAAAAAACACCCCCACUAAACUCUCGCUCGACAAAGAAACGCACAUGAACACGUUCGACACAGUUCUAUUCCGCUCGGUUUACGACGGCGCCCUGGCUGAGUGAGCGUUGUUGCCAUACUGGGCGAUGGUGGUGACGGUGUCGCUUUGGGGGAUUGCGUCACCAUCGGUUUUAAAGUGACAUAUAUGCUCACCUCUCAGGAGUUCUAGAGGAACAGUUUACUCUUCUCUCUCUCUCUUUCUCUCUUUCUCUUUGUCUUUCUCUCAGCUGAAAGUCACAAAGCCGUGGCGUCAUAGCUUUGUGACUUGCGCUCUUUCAAGGCCGAUAAAUGUGAAUGUGGGUACCAAUGUAAUGUCCAGCCCUUGUCACCCCCCCAAAAGGCUUCCUUUCCUCCUAACUUUUGAAAGCUUUUUGCUGGUUGUCCACCAGAACGAUGACUCGAGUCCCCCCCUCUCCUCUCCAACGCUAUUCUGACCAAAUAGAUUCAAAGAACCCAAUGAAACCAGUACUGGCAAUAAUAUCGCAAAAAAAAAAAAAAAAAAGAGUGUUUUGAACUCUGACAGCUUUAUAGCCUUUUUUAUUUUCCUUUUAAGCGAUGGGGGGGGAACUCUCGAUGUACGAUGAGGGGGUGACUGGGACCAUCUCCAUGCUUUAACUGAUAGAAGGAUCCAGGUGGGAUCAUGUUGGGGGGUCAAGAUUUAAGUUUCAAGAGUUUUCUCUUCAUGGCUGUUGACAGUAAAGGAUGUUCACUCUUUUCCCCAUCUUGCCUGUUAGUGCACCCGGCAACCAAACCCGUUUGGGGGGGGAAAAGGACCACCCCCCUUGAGGUACGUGUUUUACUUAAAGAACUAAUAAUGUUUCAGUGAAUGUUUAAACUGGAAGGUCUUGGGUAUUUCUUGUGGAGGGGAGGGAUUUGUUUUUAAAGGGGGCUCAUAAAGAGGGUGUUUUAGACGGAACAAUAUGUUCAGUGGGUACGUUUUAUUUUGUGUCUGUAUCGCUUUCCUCCCCUUGAGAAAAAAAAACAAAACAGAAGUCUAUUUAUAUGGGCUUGUGACCUCGCUACCUCUGAUUACUCUUAACGAACUCUAUAUGUUGAUUAGUUCAAAGUUCCAAUGUAAUUAAUUGUAAAAAGUGUGUAGAUUAUCUUCACCUGAUGCUUUAACCUGCCCAUCUCUCAACACAGGUUUUUAAUGCCUAUAGAUUUUUUUUUUUUUUCUUCUUCAUAUUCUCGUUAGCAGUUGUCUAUUCCAAAAUAUAAAAUAGCUUUCCGGGCGCCCCGCUCAGGAUGGUGCCGCCUCAAAAUAAUGUACUGUAGCGUCUUUGUGAAGGCAAAUGAUGAUGGUUAGUUGGUCUAAGUGUAGUUGUGUUCCAAAGAUCUUGUGAAUGUGGAGGACAGAGCUAACUAACAAACAUUGCUAGACAAGUUCAAACCAAAGCUUUAAAAAAAAAAAAAAAAAAGAUAUACUUAAGAUAUAUAGCAUACUAAAUUAUUUCACUUUUGAUUUCCCUUACUUUUGCUCCUGUAUAAUACAAAUUUAUUAAUUAUAUUGUCCAUAUAAAGAAAUUCACUCUUUAGCGUUUUGGCCAAUGACUCUGAAGCGGAGAAAGGUUGUGGUGGUUUGGAACGGAAAAGCUUGUGCUGAUUGGUGGGCCGGUGAACUUUACCACCUUUUUUUUGUUUUUUAAGUAAGUCAUGUCAUUUUUAUUGUCCAAAGUCCUUAUCACUUUAUAUUCCCAAACUUUAAAAACCGGACUUGGUGACGUGUUCUGUUCAGACCAAAAACAAAAAAACAAAAAAAAAAAGCAAAAUAAGAAAAAAAAAUACGACUUAUAUAAUCAGAAAUUUAAUGUGAAGUUCAAGUUGCUUGUUAGUUUCUUUUUGAGCCAGACUUGUGAAAACUUGUAACAAGAAGGGAGAAGCAGAGAUGCACUGGACAGCCACUCAUUGGUCUCCUGCAAAGAUCCUCCUUUUUUUAUUUGUUUUUUUUUUUUUGUUGUUGUCGUUGCUGUUGUCUCUGAUUGUGUUCACUUGUGUCACAUAAUGGUUUUAAGUUAUUCUAACCUCGCCAUGCUUUACCUCAUAAACGAGCAUAUGCUUGAAAUCGGGCCGUCGUCGAUUGUCAUCGGCGGUCAUCAUCACUAAAGCCUGUCCAGUGUAUCCACUCUUAACACUUACUGUGGACCUCCCCUACAAGUUUUUGGUAUAGGCAUUCCUUUUUUCCUUUUUCUUUUUUUUUUAAACUGUCUUGCUGGAAUUUUUGUUUGUUUUUUUUGGGUUGAUUUAUUUGUUGCCCUCAUGGUCUGUGAAUUUAUUAUGUAGGGAUGCAGCCACAGUUACAACCUGCAUCCUCGAUUCCUGCAUUUGUUACUACUUGGUCAUGUUGGCUGUUAAGCAAUUACUCAUUUGACUAGUAAUUGUGUGGUUGGUACACCCCCCCACCCCUUGCCCCCCCCCCCAAACCCUUUGCUGUAAACUACAAACAUGCAUCCAUCCUCUGGUGUAAGAUGGAGCCCACAGUGCAUCGCCUUCUUGUACCUGUCAGCACUUGAUAGAGUGCGUCUUGAUGUCUGUCAUGCAAAGGAUAUUUUUUUUUCUCUCUCCCAUACAAGAUUUCCAGCCAUUGCUGGACCAAAAAAAAAAAAAAAGACUGUAGCUGCGUUUGAAUGCUUGCUUGUGGGACAUUGCGAAGAAAAACUCCAAACUGUGACCAUACUACUACUAAUAUUACUACUAGAGCUACUACUAGAACUACUACUAUACAAAUACUUCAGGGAUAGUUCUGCAUCGGUGAGUGCAGGCUCUCAGCUACAUUUGUAAGACAUAGUAUUGUAUCAAUUUCUCUGUAUUUUAACGAUGAAAGCAAAACACUAGUUUCAUACAUAAAAAAAAAACAAAUACUGGGUGAGGGGUGGUGGGGGGGUGCUUUCAAGUCACGCAAAGAGCCUUGACAAAAGGUGAGGCAGCUCAAACAAGUCUACAUUUUAGUUGAUGACACGCUAUGUUCGUGAAUAGUUGCAAAGUUGUACAAAAGAAGAAGAAGAAGAAAAA